This is a messenger RNA of Hydra vulgaris (swiftwater hydra), 1229 nucleotides long. Its product is annotated as exosome complex component RRP42. The record is from RefSeq and is a predicted model, not a curated record. Gene Ontology annotation, cellular component: cytoplasmic exosome (RNase complex); nuclear exosome (RNase complex). Gene Ontology annotation, molecular function: mRNA 3'-UTR AU-rich region binding. Gene Ontology annotation, biological process: nuclear mRNA surveillance; nuclear polyadenylation-dependent rRNA catabolic process; U5 snRNA 3'-end processing. Lineage: Eukaryota; Metazoa; Cnidaria; Hydrozoa; Anthoathecata; Hydridae.
UUAUCCUUUAUAUAUUAAUUUGGAUUUUUUAAAUAUUAUCUGCAAACUUCAAGACUACUUUGUUAGUAUGGCAACUGUUAUGCUCUCUGAAGAAGAGAAGUAUUUUAUUGUGUCAGGGAUAGAAGAAGAUUUUCGAACAGAUGGACGAUCAUGCAAUGAUUAUAGAGCAAUUACAGUGCAGACUGGAAUUAUAUCGAAUACCAGUGGAUCUGCCCAAGUAAAAUUAGCUGGUACAAAUGUUUUGAUUGGUGUGAAAGCAGAGAUAAGUGAGCCACUUCCAUCAAAGCCCAACUUAGGAAAAGUAGAAUUUUUUGUGGAUUGCUCAGCAAAUGCGUCACCUAUUUUUGAAGGAAGAGGAGGUGAUGAGUUGGCUUUUGAGUUAAGUGCUGCUUUGCAAAACACUUUUUCUGGUGCAAUAGAUUUGGAAAAGUUAUGUAUUAUACCAGGAAAAGCAUGCUGGAUACUAUAUAUUGAUGCUUUGGUGUUGGAAUGUGGUGGUAAUCUGUUUGAUGCACUUUCUAUUGCUGUCAAAGCUGCUCUACAUAACACAAGGAUACCAACAUUGUCAAUUAUUGGUGAAGGUGCAGAGAAAAGUAUAGAAGUGUCAGACGAUCCCUACAAUUCAACUCCAAUUGAUGUUUCAAAUAUACCUAUACUUGUAACUUUAAAUAAAGUAGGAGAAAGGUACAUUGUUGAUGCUACUGCUGAAGAAGAAAUAUGUAGUGAUGCUCAGUUAUUAGUUUCAAUAAACCAGAAAGGAAAUGUUUGCAGUGUACAAAAGCACGGUAGCGGAGGAAUUAAUCCAGAUCUUUUAUUUGAAAUGCUUAAAGUUGGACGAAAAAUCGGACGAAUUUUGAACGAACAGCUUAAUCUUGUCUUAGAGAAACAAACAGAAGAAUAUGUUUAAAUCCUACAGUUACGUAAUUGGUAGAUAUUUUUCGAAAAUUGUAACAAGAUCUGUAUGGAUAAGGUGUCGGUGGAUCUUACAGAGUCUGUUAGAAAUCAACGUUUAGAAGAUUUUAUUAUUAUUAUUGCUUUGGGUAAUAAUAAAUCUGUUAUUUUUUAUUUGAAUCAAAAAUUGGAAAAUCUUUCAGACAUUUAAAGCAAAACAACUUUAUUACAUAAAAAUUAUCCAUUUUGUUUUGUAAUACGACUUUUUAUCAAAAGUUUUUAUUUUUUCACUUUUUAUCGAAUAUUAUCGGUGUUUUAUUAUAGUAAAUUUCAAAUUA